AUGGCAAUCAAAGAAGAAAUCCUAUUCACUGCAGUAAUCCAUAGUGAGAUUCCAGAGAUUAACUCCUUUGAUUCAUCUCAAGCAACUGUAAUAAUCUUUGAGGAUUUGAUGAAUGCACCUAAAAAAACACAGGAUCUUAUUACCAGAUACUUCACAUAUGGACGAUACAAGAACAUCUUAUGCAUCUAUAGAUUCUUUGCCAUUCCUAAGGCUAUUCGUGAAAAUGUGAAUUAUAUCUCCCUGCAUGGAAGUCAUAGAAGCUUUAUAGAUAUCAAGAGGAUCAUCUGCCAAUAUACAGAAGAAUAUGAGUCAUUAACUCCAGUAAUUGAUGAUCUUACUCUGCAACGUGAAUUUGUAGUGUUUGAUCUCAAAAGAUCUAAGAGUGACCCACUAUCAAUCCAGGUUAGAUGGGAUACUAGUCUCAGUUCGAUCACAGAGCAAUCUCAGUUCGAUCCUAGUUCAAUCUCAGUUCAAUCUCAGUUCAAUCCAAAUUUGAACCCAGUUCGAUCUGAGUCUGAACUCAAUUCGAUUGUAGUUCGAUUAAAGUUCAGUCCAUAUGGACAGAAGGCUGUAUCUGAAAUAAAAAAGGAUGGAUACUUGAUCGAGUUUGCUCAGGUAUUUCCAUCCCCUAAAGAAUGUAAACAUUUACUUAUACCUGGUGUCUUAGCCAAGAAUGCAGAUACCUGGAUUAAAUACGUCUUUCGGAAAGCUUAUGGACUCUCUGGUAAGAUCUUGGGAGGAGACUUUCAGGACUUCUUAGCAAAAGUACAGGGUAGGACUGCAAAGACUGAAACUCUGAAAGCUGAGAAUGAUAGUUUGACUGAACUCGAGAAUUACAAGAAUCUAUAUAAAUUAUACAAAAGUAAAUAUGAUUCAGUAUUGAAUAAUAAUGCUAAAUUACAGGCAAAUAUAAAUUAUAAGAAUGAUAACGAAUACUCUAAUCUUGGAUUAGUAACGCCAGAAAAUACGCAUCCAGUUAGUAUUGGUACAGCUGAUACUAUAAUUUCAGAUAUGGAUGAACCAUUAAAACAAUUGUUACAGUAUUCAACACCUGAACAUUUACCUGAAUCCAUAACAUCAACUUCCUACUCAACAUUAUAUCAUAAAAUUAACGACUCAGAACUUGCCCGUGCUCUAAAUUGUGAUUUAGCUUUAAAUCACCUCACAACUCUUGAUACACCGUCAAAAAUUUGGUCAAAUCUAAAUAAUCAUUGCAUUGAAAAAUUUGGCAGCUAAAAUUGCAUAAAAAAUAACGCUACCAUUUCAAAUAUAACAUGGGCCAAAACAACAUUGUCAGGUUACCGCAACUGGAACAUGAUGCGAAAUUAUUAUGAUGAUAUUGAUAAACAGAUAGUAAAAAUUAAUAACUUCUGUAAGUAAAAUUUAUCAAAUAAAAUUAUUCUUGAUUACAAAAUAAUUAUUCACAUCUAAAUUUUAUAGGUUUUGUUGAAGAUGAGGUUAAUGAUUCUCAGCCUAUAAGUGAGGAAUCAAGUA
Rhizophagus irregularis DAOM 181602=DAOM 197198 is the source of this 1494-nucleotide messenger RNA. The record is from RefSeq and is a predicted model, not a curated record. NCBI's taxonomy places the organism in Eukaryota, Fungi, Glomeromycota, Glomeromycetes, Glomerales, Glomeraceae.